This is a messenger RNA of Symbiodinium sp. CCMP2592, 3273 nucleotides long. NCBI's taxonomy places the organism in Eukaryota, Dinophyceae, Suessiales, Symbiodiniaceae. The record is from the annotation of a GenBank genome assembly.
AUGGAACAGGGGAGUGACCCUAACUAUGAUGCUGCCCUUCCUGACGUAAGCCCAGCUGUAUUGCAUCAACAGGGUAUGAGCCCAACUCACGCACACGCAGCUGCCGCUGAUGAUGCCCAAGAACAUGCUGGAGACACCACAAUGGUGGCUGGUGGUCAGGGAGCAGCACAGGCACAAGAAGCUGGAAUUGCUGUAAGGGCGAUGGCUGUGGCAUUGGCUACAGGCCAAAGCCCGGGCAGGGCUAGCUGGCCGAUGGAAGGCCAACAGGGCUCAGUGGAGGAGUCAAGACGCAGUCACACAGAAGUGAUGGGAUAUGAUGGCAACAAGACGGACGGCUCCAGCAUUCAAAGGCUGGGGGCUUUCUUUCAGGAGGUGAGGGCGCAGCAGCCUGCCCCUAUGUGGAAUCCUUCGCCGCUUGGGUCGCCUCCGAGUGGUGGCCGAGCGAUGGGGUCGCCGGAGUCAGAGCAGGGAGUGUGGAUGAACCAGACUCACAGUGAUCGACCUCUACUGUCCCGCGGUCAAAGGGAGCAGCUUCAGAGGAUGGAGCAGCGUGCCCCAUUGCUUUAUGGACAACAACAGCGAGGGAGCACUUAUGAAGCAGUGCAGCUACGUGGUGUUGUGGAGCAGUUGGAAGCUUCUCGACAGGAAGCUAGUGAGCUUAGGCGAGAAAUGGAGCGCCUGCAAGUGACCCGAGAGCUGGAGGAUCAAAGACCUGAGCAGGUAUCUUGCAGAAAGGACUGCCACAACGGAGAGACAAGCAGGAUCUUCUACGCCAAGGGCAUCGGGCUUAUUGGCAAGGACCUCUAUGUCGUCGGAGACUCCAACGUUUGCAGGACCUUCUACCAGCGGGGGCUCGGGCUUACAAUCGGGAACUACCACAACAAGUGUACCAGUAUUGCUUACAGGAUCUUCUAUGGCAGGGGGAUCGGGCUUACAGUCGGGUACUACCACAACGGCUAUCCCACAGUUGCCUACAGGAUCUUCUACCACAGGGGGAUCGGGCUUGCGAACAAUGCUUCUUCAGCAACAACCAAUGCCACGAGUGCUUUGCCAAUUGGUCUCAGUGCUACACCACCGGGUUCUUCGGACCCAAUGUCCCGUCUUCUGGAAGGCUUGGAGAAGGUGAUCAAAGGUGGAGGAAAGCAAGAGGAGCUGAGCAAGGUGGUGGAGGGACCAAAGUUGCCAGAGAUUUCGGACAGUUCUUCAGUGGACUUUGGGGAUUGGCUGUAUUGCCUGGAGCACACAAUGGGAGACAUCUCUGCCAGUAGUGCAGAAUGGUGGAAACUGGUUGUGAAGGAUGCUCAGGAGUACUACGACAAGUACCGGGAGGCGGACCAGUACGCGAGGCUGUCUAUGAAGCCUAAGCCGUCUUCGGGACUUGAAGAGGCCAAGUGGACCAGAGUCGAUAGAAGGGGCGCUUCAGUGCUCCUAGGAGCAGUACCGGAGGACGUCAAGAAGGAGCUGAUCGCUUCGAGGGCGAGAAGUACCUUGGAUGUGUGGGCUGGCUCGCUUGAUGGUGUUGUACCGAUUGAGACCCCGGAGCCUGGUGCUACCACCCAGAGGGCCAAGGAUUUGAAGCUCAGCAUUCCGGACCCUUCCAUCCUAGUGAAGGCGUUAGACGGGAUGUUGAAGAAGCCGGUGGCUGAUCACUCGGACGUGGGGUUUCGCAUGAAUCUUUUGCACUUGAAGGUGGACUUCCUGCCGUCGGAGGACAACGUUUUGGCCAUCCACCGAGCGUUCUUGGCUGAGUUCGAGCAGAUGGGGUACAAGAAGAACGCAAAGCAAGGAAUGGAUCCUACGCCAGCUCCUCGUUUGCGGGCAAUGGAAAACGAGCAGCCUCAGUUGCCUACGUCGCCUACAAAAGAUGGCAAGGGUGGGGCAAAGCCGUGCCGCUUCUACUUGUCAGAUGAAGGCUGUAGACGGGGAAAGGGCUGUCGUUUUGAACACACCAUGAAGGACCUCUCGAAAGCUGAGCGAAGAGAUCGAUGCUACGAGUGUGGAGCCAAGGGGCAUUUGUCGGCCUCGUGCCCCACUCGAAAGGAGCUUCAGCAGAAGGCUAUGGGAGUUGGGGACUCGCCCCAGUCAUCCACGGGAGGCACCAGUGGAAGGCGUGGAGGUGGCAGCCCAAAAGGCCCAAAGGGAGGAGGAAGCGAGGAAACCGAGCCAGUGAAUGUGGUGCCAGCAGAGGUGCCAACAACAGCUGCGUCGACAGCUGCAGGACUUCAAGCGUGGGUGAACGAAGUGUCCACAGAGGACAUGGAGGAGCCACUGGUCUUGAGGGUGGACAACACCGCGGCUUGUGGUUUGGCGACGACUUCACCGGGAUCAUGGAAGACCCGGCACCUCAAGGUGAAGGCACGCCACCUCAGGAUGGAGAUCAGUGAGGGCAGAAUCCAGGUGAUACACACCCCAGGUGAAGUCCAGGUGGCGGACAUGGGGACGAAACCGGUGCCAGUAGCAAGGCUGGUCGAGCUAAGAAGGUUGUGGGGUAUGUGCACGGCAGACGAGUUCGAGAAAAAGGACCAAGAGGUGAUCAUCAAGUCGUUGCAAGGCCCCGAGUACUACGACAUGCUGAGGUUGCUUGUGUGGCUCAUGCUGAUGAACAGUGUUCCCACAACGGAGGCGGCAGAGAUCUACAACAAGAAGCCUUUGGACUAUGAUGGAAGCUUUGAGUUCUAUGGGCUGUUGCUGAUCGGGGGUGUCGCUUUGCUAGGAAUCUGGGAGACGGUGAAGUGGGUGGCACACAAGCUCUUUGGAGAUGAUGAGGUGACCUUGGCAAAGGCCCGGAGGCUUAUGAGGAUCCGGAAUCAAGCGUCAAAGGCGCUUCAAGAAGAGUUGGCUUCAAUGAGUGCGAGCUCUUCAGACCCAAUGUUUGAAGAAAAGCCAAAGGCGACGGUGCCCAGUGGGAAGGAAGCGCCUGUGGAACCUUUGGGUGUGGGGGCCACAUUCAGCACGGCGCCUACUACACCAGCUACAUCCAGUGCGGCGCCUUCUACACCUGCUACGUACAGUGCGGCGGCUACUACACGGGCAGAGGAUGAUCCAGAUCUCAGAGCCACUUUGGAGCAUGCGCAGAAUGGGCAGUAUCGUCGUUUGAGGAAGAGCUUCGUGAUGUCCGAGCAUGGUGAUAGACUCCAUGCAGUGCCAAAUUGCCAUGGUUUGAGGCAUGCCAACAAAAGCAAGUUGAAGCAGAUGCAGGUCUGCUAUUAUUGCGACGGCAACUUCCCUCUCUACUACAAGGUGACGCAUGGUCAAGUCCUUCCAGAGGGAUAA